Messenger RNA from Parnassius mnemosyne (clouded apollo), 915 nucleotides. Lineage: Eukaryota; Metazoa; Arthropoda; Insecta; Lepidoptera; Papilionidae. The record is from the annotation of a GenBank genome assembly.
AUGUUGGAGCCCGAAGACCCUGGAGGGACAUCCCUCCAGGUGUCUCAUGUAGUCACAAUCGAUGCGUCGGGAAUGGAAACGGAAGGUUCAAUUAUAGAUACAGACUGUUCGGAAAACACGAAAUCGGUUAAAAGAAAGAGAAUCUCAGCUAGAAACCAAAAGAAGAGAAGGAAUCACAGACCUUCGGGUCUAUCAGAUUGCCAACUUUCCCCUAACGAUUUAAAGGAUAAUGUUAUUACUAAAGCGCUUGAGUCUGAUGAUAAAAACACUGAAAUCCACCAUAAUGAGGCCGCUCACUCUAGCAAUAUUACAAGUAUAAGCUGCGAGACUGAAAGAGAUGAUGCUGUGUGUAUCUUAUGUUCUGGUUCCCAUUUUGCAACAGACAAAAAGUGUCCGGAGUAUGCUAGGCAAAAAGCUAUAAAAGAAACAAUGGCUAGAAACUCUAUAUCUUAUUCAGAGGCCAGUAAAGUCCAUCCACCAGUUUCGAAAUCUGACGUCGUUGCUUCUGCUUCAUUGGCCCCUUCUGCUCGAACUAUUACUUAUUCCAGCCCCUAUAAUUCAACAAGCCCUUCUAAGAGUCACACACAGUCAUAUAGGAAAACAGUAUUCUCGAAACCCAAAGGUCGUCCCAGAAAUACUAGUAAGGGAUAUGAUCAAAAAGCGCAUGCAGAGCUUAUCCAAGAUUACAGCAACAUUCCUUCCUUUUCUACAGGUUGUCUCAAAAAUUACAAAGAUCUAUCAGAAAUAAUAACAAAGGAUCUCAUCAUUUCUAUAAUUCAGUACCUUUCACGAUCUAACCUAAUUAAAAUACCGUCCAACGAUGCCGCUUCUUCAAAAAGUUUUUUAACUCAUGGACAGUCAGGACCAUCCACAAAACCAGUCUCUGGUGAUUCAAUGGAAUUGCCGGAGUAUUAA